UUACCUAAACGUAGCAACCGGGGAAUUGAUGCGUUGAGUAUCAAUAUGGACUAAUUUAUGAAUAUAUAUUUAUACGUAAAUGUAAAAAUGACUGAAAAAGUUCUGCCUAUUGUCUUUAUAAACCUCAGUGGUGAAAUGAUUUAUGUAAUUCAGCAGCGGCUAGAAGCUCAAAACAUAUCUUCUGACAAAUCUGUGAAAGUUAUUCAAGACAUAAUAGGUACUAUGCUCAAUGAUCAGUUCAUAGAAGAACUGUUUAAACCUCAAAAAAUGUACUCCAGAUCUGCAAUGCAGUGUGUGUUUGAGAAACUGGUGCAUUCCUCCAUUAUGAGACUAAAUAGCAAUAGCAUGAGCAAGCUAUAUGACUUAAUGCUAAUGGUCUUCAAAUACCAAGUUGCUAACUGCCUAUGCCCGGAAGAUAUCCUGCUUGUUACUUUGAAUCAUUUAGAUGCAAUUAAAAAUUGUGCUAAACCAUAUCCUGACUUAAUGAAAAAAGUUGAACUCCUGCAUUCCUUAGUAUACUCGACGUAUUGCGGCAUGACUUCUGAAAAUUAUGCUGAUUUGUAUAACUGCAUUGUUGCGUUUCUGGGAGAUCUUAACAUAAGAGUUUCAGUUUUGAUGAAGUUAGGAUUGCAAAAAAUGAAUGGUGAAAUUGUAAAAAAAGCUGCUGAAUGUAUUGAAAAACUUGAUGCAUUUAGGAAAUGUCUGAAAGCUUUGUCAUCUCAUGAAAAUGAUGCAAAAAAUAAUGCUUUUGUGAACUGUUUGAUGUUUGAUGGUGACCGAAUUAUUGAUCUUGGAUCAAAUAUUUAUAUGAAAUCUGCAUUAUUGGAUGCAUCUGAAAAUAAGAGCCCUGUUGACUACUCUUUGCCUCUUUCAAAAGAAGAUGAAAACACUGAAAAGACAAAUGUUGAAGCGUUGGAAGAACUCAGUUUGCUUGGUCGCCUCAUAGGAAAAUACAGUCAGUCUUUGAAUGCGCCAGAAAUAAUUCUGGCUACAACAGAUGAGGAAAAUGUGAAUGAUGUCCAUGACACUUCUGUGACUGACAACUGCUCAUAUGUCAACAUCAAUGCACCUCGUGUAUGCCAGGCAGAGCUUGGAAAAAUUUCGAACGACUUGCUGGUGAAAGAAGAUACAAAAGCAACUACAGAUAUUUUGGAAUUUCUGGACAUUGCAGAAAAUUCUGGUUCAUAGAUAUUCUACAGAAAAUGGAUGUGUGCAUCAUUUUGCAGAGUUAAAAAUGAUUUAUUUACAAAGUGCAAGAAAAACACAAAAAUGCCUUGUGAUAGCUGUAUUUUACUAUUUUGAUCAUUAUGUAUAUUUAAUUUUUUAAAGAUUAUU
Molecule: messenger RNA, 1335 nt
Organism: Uloborus diversus
Lineage: Eukaryota; Metazoa; Arthropoda; Arachnida; Araneae; Uloboridae
Gene: OSCP1
Product: protein OSCP1-like
Exons: 10
Coding region: 58-1188 (376 amino acids)
Biological process (GO): transport
Cellular component (GO): cytoplasm; plasma membrane
Source: RefSeq, a predicted model, not a curated record